Molecule: messenger RNA, 650 nt
Organism: Microdochium trichocladiopsis
Lineage: Eukaryota; Fungi; Ascomycota; Sordariomycetes; Xylariales; Microdochiaceae
Exons: 2
Coding region: 120-569 (149 amino acids)
Source: RefSeq, a predicted model, not a curated record
ACUGUGUGCGAGAUUCAGACCACCUGCCUCGUGUCUGAGGGCGGUGACAUUGUGGCUCAGCCCAGGACUGCGCCGGCUGGCUCACGCCUCGCCCGUCAUGUAGGCAUAUCCAGCCGUGUAUGCAGUCACCCCUUCGCUUGUCGGGCAGUGGCAGCAGUCUGCGACGUGAAGCUGCGCUGAGACUUCGUCUGCCAGCAUGUCCUGAUUGGCGGGCUCAGGCCCCAAGUUGCAAUCUCUCGAGCAACAGACUCUUCAGGUUUGGUCACCCAGGGCUGGACCAUUGCACGUCUGACCUAAAUAGGGCUACGUCCAAGGCAACACCACCUGCACAGCCCAGGCUUGGCCCUGGGCGUCAAAGGGUUACGGCCCUGCUCCAACAGUCAGAGAAAGGCGGGCGCUACUGCAAAGCGAGCCCGGGAGACGUGCGUUGGCCUCCGGAUCCCGGUCUGGGCUUCGGUUGCGGCUCCGCGCCGGGUCGGCUCAAUGUUGGACGUUCGGAAUCACUGUAUGAUUUCCGACGACCGACGUUGGGAUUUUUUUGCCGACCUCAGUCUCUGAGAGGACCAUAAGCAAACAAGUCUUGUGCCGUAUCAACCAAAAUAUGGUUUUUCGAGACAGCACAGCCGCCCUCAUUCAUUGUCUACACCGGC